This is a messenger RNA of Ipomoea triloba (trilobed morning glory), 423 nucleotides long. RefSeq lists its product as uncharacterized. The transcript is spliced from 2 exons. The record is from RefSeq and is a predicted model, not a curated record. The coding region runs from base 1 to 423 and encodes 140 amino acids. Lineage: Eukaryota; Viridiplantae; Streptophyta; Magnoliopsida; Solanales; Convolvulaceae.
AUGGGAGAGUUCAUGGGUAGUUCUACAAAUACACUCAACGGUGAUGUGGUCGAUGAGAUUAACAUGUACUAUGAUUGUCGGUAUAUAUCAACAUGUGAAGGAACGUGGAGGCUUUUGGAUAUGUUGUUAUCAGAUUCCGAUAAGAAACAGUUUGCUCUUGUGGAGUUAGAGAAAUUGUUAUCUUUGUGGGGGAAGUGUUUGAGAGACUUUCUAGAAAUGCCACUUCCAGACGAGACUAGCAUGGGGUUGAUGGAAAACAUGUUGCUAGCCGAAGAGUUGGCAUAUGACAAGGAAUCGUUGAAGACAAAGCAUGAAACAUUGGUAACACAGUUGACGGACGAGCAAAAGAAUGUUUACAACUCUGUGAUGAAUGAUAUUGAUUGUAAUGGAGGUGGACUCAUCUUUGUGUAUGGUUACAAAUGA